AGGGGUUCAAGGUCCGAGUGAGAAACUGUAAGCGGGUUGAGCCUUAUCAGAAGAGGAGUUUCCAGCAGCCAGUUCUGUGCUGGAGACGAACAAACUCUCAGCUCAAGUUUUGUGGCGCGGCCAGCUGCACACAAUGAUCCCCACCGUUGCCUUCUGUACUCCAACUAUGCGCAAUUGCGCUUUUUUCAGAGGUUUAAAGCUUUUUCAGAGGCCAUGGACACGCCAGCCAGGACUACCUGCAGCCACUCGCGGCCUCCAUGUGGACGGUCCACCGAUCGUCCCCACUCUCACCACCAGCUAUGUCCAUGGCACGUCUUCCACUUCGCUGCUCCACAUGACGGUAGCAGAGAGCCUGCAGAGGUCGGUGGAGCGCUGGCCCGACAGAGAGGCCAUGGCUUUCCUACAAGAUGGAGUCCGCAAGACCUUCGCACAGUUUCAACAAGAUGUGGACCAGGCUGCAGCCGGGCUGCUGGCGCUCGGAAUGAAGAAAGGAGACCGGCUCGGCAUGUGGGGACCAAACACUUAUGAGUGGGUCCUGUUCCAGUUUGCAACAGCCAAAGCUGGGAUUAUACUGGUGGCUGUGAACCCAGCAUACCAGGUGCAGGAGGUGGAGUUUGCCUUGCGGAAGGUUGGGUGCAAAGCUAUAGUGUGCCCUACGCAGUUUAAAACCCUGAAUUACUGCAACAUGCUGAGGAAGAUCUGUCCAGAAAUCGAGACCUGCAGCCCAGGAGACAUCAAGAGCAGCAGACUCCCUGAUCUCCGCUCUGUGAUUGUUUUGGACAGCCGACAGCCGGGCAUGCUUCACUUUGACGACGUGAUGCAGGCCGGCGGCAGUCAGCACAUGCAGCAGCUUCAGGAUCUGCAAAAGAAGAUCUCGUUCGAUGACCCCAUAAACAUCCAGUUCACUUCAGGUACAACUGGAGCUCCAAAGGGUGCCACCUUGUCACAUCACAACAUCAUCAACAACUCCUACUUCAUUGGAAGAAGACUGGGAUACCACUGGAGACCUCACACUCGUGUCUGUGUGCCAGUGCCUCUGUACCACUGCUUCGGCUCUGUGGGUGGCGGGAUCUGCAUGGCCGUGCACGGCAUCUCCAUCGUCUUUCCUUCCAGGGGAUACGAUGGAAAGGCAAACUUGGCAGCUAUUGAGAGUGAAAGGUGCACCUUCAUCUAUGGCACGCCCACCAUGUAUGUCGACAUGGUAAACCAGCCGGACCUCGCUAAAUAUGACUUAUCAUCAGUGGAGGGGGGCAUCAUGGCUGGUUCGCCCUGCCCUCAAGAACUUGUGAAGAAAGUUGCAUCCAAUUUGGGUGUGAAGGAAAUAACAAUUGGAUAUGGCACCACGGAGAACAGCCCCGUGACGUUCCUCGCCUCCCCACUGGACAACGUGGAGAGAAAGACUGAGACUGUCGGCUACAUUACAGAUCACUUGGAGGCUAAAAUAGUGGACCCUACAACUGGGAUGGUCGUACCUCUGGGUACCUCGGGGGAGAUUAUGAUCAGAGGAUACUGUGUGAUGUUGGAAUACUGGGAUGACAAAGCAAAAACAGAUGAGUGCAUCACUAAAGACCGAUGGUACAAAACUGGCGACAUUGGCAGGAUGGAUGCAUACGGCUACUGCAGGAUAGACGGCAGGAUUAAAGACUUGAUCAUCAGGGGAGGAGAGAACGUUUACCCAGCAGAGAUCGAGCAGUUUCUGCACACACACCCCAAAGUUAAAGAGGCACAGGUGGUGGGAGUUAAAGAUGAGCGUAUGGGUGAGGAGAUCUGUGCCUGCAUCAAACUGGUGGACGGAGCAGACUGCACUGCAGAAGAAAUCAAAGCUUACUGCAAGGGACAGAUCUCCCACUUCAAGAUUCCUCGUUACAUACUCUUUGUAACCAGCUAUCCGCUCACGAUCACUGGAAAGAUCCAAAAGAACAAACUGCGUGAACAGGUUGAGAAACAACUGAAGGAGUGAAAAUGAAAAGCUAUGAACUGUACAGAGGGAAUUUCAUUAAUACGUGUGCAUGUGUAUAUAUCAGAUACCAAAGACACAAAUUGGGAUUGUCAGAAAUGGCCAACAGAAAACGCCUCAAGAUCUUAAAACAUCUGAAAAGACAACCUGAGCAUCCUGUGGAAAUUCGGCUGAAAUGCCACAUGGCUGUGUGUAUGACAAUGUAUACACCUGUACACCCCCCCCCCCCAAUACAGUAUCCUGCACUAUUUUAAGGGCCCUUUUUAAGUGGUUUUGGCUGUAUAGACAGGAGCAAAGUUGUAAAGUUUUUAAAAUUAUUUUUAAUGAUUGAAUUUGUAAAAUCCUACCGUUUUAUUACAUGUGAGUACCUGGAAUGUGAAUCCAACACUUGCAGGAAUGAUGUAAUUUGAGAUUUUUUUUAUUUUUAUUUUUAGUGCUGUUGAGGCACACGCUAAUUUUUAAUUUGCAAAAAUUUAUUAAAAAAAAUCUUCAUUAUAGGAACUUGAAAUAAACCUUUUUACAAAUUAUUAAAA
This is a messenger RNA of Oreochromis niloticus (Nile tilapia), 2490 nucleotides long. It is a transcript of the gene acsf2, whose product is annotated as acyl-CoA synthetase family member 2. Gene Ontology annotation, molecular function: medium-chain fatty acid-CoA ligase activity. The record is from RefSeq and is a predicted model, not a curated record. The coding region runs from base 134 to 1960 and encodes 608 amino acids. The transcript has 16 exons. NCBI's taxonomy places the organism in Eukaryota, Metazoa, Chordata, Actinopteri, Cichliformes, Cichlidae. Gene Ontology annotation, biological process: fatty acid metabolic process.